UCUGGUGUCAGGAUCUCGUCAUAUACUGGAUAUGCAGUAGGGGGCGCUACAAACAUCUCAAUUUUUAAAUACUACCAAAGAAGAACCAAUCAAAUAUUUCUACAUCCGGCACCGUUCGUGCGCCAUCUUUGACGACAAAUAGCCCAUCAAUGUUAUUUUGUUUUCAAAAAGUAUCGAAAAGUAUGAUAGAACACCAAAUCGCAUAAAAUAACUGAAGCAUACGGCUGUUUUUUUUAACGGGAUCCAGCGUGUUAUAAUACAAUAAAAGUCUUCGGGAAACAUUUUUGGCGAGAUGUCGCUUGUGGAUUUGGGAAAGCGCUUGUUGGAGGCAGCACGCAAAGGACAGGAUGAUGAAGUGAGGUCACUUAUGGCCAAUGGAGCUCCUUUUACUACAGACUGGCUGGGAACCUCACCACUUCAUUUAGCUGCACAAUAUGGGCACUACUCCACCGCUGAAGUGCUUCUCCGUGCUGGAGUGAGUAGAGAUGCCCGCACUAAAGUGGAUCGAACCCCCCUCCACAUGGCUGCGGCAGAGGGCCACUCAAGCAUUGUUGAAUUGUUGGUCAAGAGUGGAGCAGACAUCAAUGCCAAAGACAUGCUGAAAAUGACCGCCCUGCACUGGGCUACGGAACAUGGGCACAGAGGAGUCGUGGAGCUGUUGAUCAAAAACGGCGCUGAUACUCACGCCCUCAGCAAGUUUGACAAGACGCCUUUUAACAUUGCGGUGGACCGAGGAAACACUGAGUUGAUGCUGUUGUUACAGGAGGGAAUGCAGAACCAAGUGAACAUGAAUCCAGAGAGGACUAUCCUAAGCAGCACGUCUCCCUCCACCGCCAGCCCUCAGUUCAUCAUCUCCUCCUCUGGAGUGGUCAAUCUCUCUGAUAUUGUUCUUACUAAUGCUAAGGCUAACACAGCAGGAGCUGCAGAGAGUGUGAUUGCUGCUGAUUCGGUAGAUUCUGCCAUCCAGCAUCUUGUAGGGGAAGAUGGCCAGAGAGUCAUCACCAUAGUAACCGACCAACAGGGAAACCUUCAGACUGGCAAUGUGGGACAGAAAUUCUUUGUCACAAUGCAGGGGCAACAAAUGGUUGCAGUGCCAGCUGGUCAGAUUUCAGAAGAAAUCAUAACGGAAGACACAAAACCAGUUCCAACACGGAAACGGAAAUUUGAAUUAACCGUCAACCACACAGAUGUCAAACACAAGGAGCCCGAUGAGAAGAACAGUCGGGAACUACUGGAGCAGCAACUUAAGGAAGCAAACAGAAAAGCCCAGGAGUACAGACAGCAGUUACUACGAAAGGAAGAGGAAGCUGAGCAGUACAGGCUUAAACUAGAGGCCAUUGCAAAUGGGCAGACCAAUGGAACCAGCACAGAGCCCCAAGAGGAAGUGGUGCUCCAGGAAGAGGAGGAGGAGGUAGUUGGCGAAGAGGAAGUUGUCAUGUUGCCAGAAGGGGCCAUCAUCAUUAAAGAGGAGCCCCUUGACUCAAUGACAGGAGAAACCGUAACAUUAGUAGAAGCCGCCUCUGAGGGCACGCCGUAGCAAUGAACCCAAAGACUCAAACACUCAGGAAUGACAUACUCUGUGUGCCUGGAGAGUGACAUUGUAUUUAUUUAUUGUAUAUCAUAACCUUUUGUUUUUAUCCUUUUUUUUUUUUACUAAUAGCAUUCAUUUUCUGUACAAACCUCUUCAAAGAUGUAGCAUGAGUUAUAUUUAGGUGGCCACAAUGAUGCUGAGCUGCUCAGUUUUACAGAAUUGGAAGACCAAGCGUGUCUUUUUAACAUACAGCAGUGCAAGUUAUGAAAGAUUUAGUGACAAUGCUUUUCAAUCAAGUCCCAUUAUGCACUUAGAAUGCAUACUAUAUAGUUAGUAUGCACCAUAGUGUACUUAAAGGAUCAUUCUGGGGUCAAUAUACAUCAUUUUGACUUAUUUUUUUUAAUGUGCAAGUUGCGGUUAUAGUAACGCACUUUCGAUAAAACAUAAUAUGGGACAGUGUUCUGGUGAAGCUGAAAUUUUUGUUAAAUCACCUGAAGAUGCAAAAUUAGCCUUUUUAAAAGAUUCCCAGGGUCAGUGAACCAUGAAAAUAUUGUGCAAAAAUUUCUGGGUUUACUAGCUGAAUGUUUCUUGCCUGGUUCAAUGUUGUGCGGUAUUGUUAGCACGAUUUUUGUUUCUUUAAAAAAAGAAAAAGCAAGGUCGUCAAAAUUGCAAUCGCAAAUGCUGUCAAUAGAGCUUAACUUGAGCUUAGGACAUUCCUAAAAUAGUGACAUCAAAUUUAGAAUAAAGUUUAACAGUAUAUCAUAUAAAGAACAAUACUAGACAUUAUCUAGCUUUGUUUAACAUUGACCUGCUCCUGCAGUGUGAGGCAUGUCUUACUGAUGCGAUCAGCAUCUGAUGGUGUGAUAAUCUAUCAGUAGCUAUAUAUUUACUUAGUAAACAGACUCUUUCAUGUAUUAUAUUACUUUUAGCUGUUUAUAAAGAUAAUUUACUCCAUUCAGAGUAGAAGAAUGAGCAAUGGUUGUUUCACUUUUUUUUUAUCUUGCAUCUUUUCUUUUGUUCUAUUAGACACUAAAUCACGAUUUGCAUUGCAAUGUUUUGUGCUCUAAAAAGUAUGCAACAUGUCUUUGCUUGCAUUUCAUGGUCUGGUCCAUGAGCCUGUUUUGACUUUCCCUGUAAAAUUUACCAGCUGUUUUGUUAUAUAGAUGUUAACCACUUUUACAGUCAGUUAUCUUUGCAUAGAAAAAAAAUGUUUUGCAUUAUCUUUGACAUGUUUUCCGGGUGCACAGCUGAUCAUUAACAUUCCAUGAACUGAAUUUCAAGGGCUUGCAUUACCAUUUCUGUGCAAAACAUAUUUGAAAAUGUACAGUUUUCUUCCAUCUAAACCCAUGAAUAUUAAGAUUUUUGGAGGACAGCAUGCUAUUUAUUUAAUGGGUGAUUCAUGUGCUCAAGACAAUGUUUUCCCUCGCUUUUUAUGUAUUUAGAAUUUAUGUUAAGCUGUCAUCAGCAGUGCUUUAUAGGUAAAAACAUUGAUGAACUGUUGAAAUUAGUUUUAGGUCUAAAUCAAGUUAUGUUACACUUUUGUGGUAAAGUUUAACAGGCAGAAUAACUUGUAUUUCAGUGUUUUGAAAGGAAAUGCUUAGAAUUCUAACUAAAAGCAGACCCAAGGACAAAAUGCAUAACAAAGAUCAACAGUUUGUCCCUGAUUUUUUUCAUUUGUAUAUAUUUUUUACAUGUAUAUUUUGUAACGAAACACUAUCUGCUCCUGUUUUAGUGCACUUGCAGCGUUUUUGUCUCUGGUCAAAAUAAAUAUUUUUAAGGUUUGGAA
Carassius gibelio (silver crucian carp) is the source of this 3317-nucleotide messenger RNA. RefSeq names its product GA-binding protein subunit beta-2. Gene Ontology annotation, molecular function: protein binding; transcription cis-regulatory region binding. The record is from RefSeq and is a predicted model, not a curated record. Gene Ontology annotation, cellular component: nucleus. The transcript is spliced from 8 exons. Bases 293 to 1537 code for a protein of 414 amino acids. Gene Ontology annotation, biological process: positive regulation of transcription by RNA polymerase II. Lineage: Eukaryota; Metazoa; Chordata; Actinopteri; Cypriniformes; Cyprinidae.